Messenger RNA from Effrenium voratum, 1614 nucleotides. Lineage: Eukaryota; Dinophyceae; Suessiales; Symbiodiniaceae. The record is from the annotation of a GenBank genome assembly.
AUGGCCUACCGCCUGUCCGAGGACGGCUGUCACACGGUGCUCGUCAUCGAAUAUGGCGGAACCGAUGCCGGUCCUCUGAUCCAGAUGCCGGCCGCGCUGUCCUACCCGAUGAACAUGAAGAUGUACGAUUGGGGCUACCGGUCCGAGCCUGAACCGCAUCUCGGCGGACGGCGGCUGGCCACGCCGCGCGGCAAGGUGAUCGGCGGCUCGUCCUCGAUCAACGGCAUGGUCUAUGUGCGCGGCCACGCCUGCGACUUCGACCGCUGGGCGGAGCUGGGCGCCACCGGCUGGGCCUAUGCGGAUGUGCUGCCCUAUUACAAGCGCAUGGAAAGCUGGGAUUCGGGCGGCCAUGGCGGCGAUCCGGACUGGCGCGGCACCGGCGGACCAUUGCAUGUCACGCGCGGCAAGCGCGACAACCCGCUUUUCGCCGCCUUCGUCGAAGCCGGACGGCAGGCCGGCUACCAGGUCACCGGCGACUAUAACGGCGAGAAGCAGGAAGGCUUCGGCCCGAUGGAGCAGACGGUGUUCAACGGACGGCGCUGGUCGGCUGCCAACGCCUAUCUGAAGCCGGCGCUGAAGCGGAAAAACUGCACCAUCGUGCGCGCCCUCGCCCGCAGGAUCGUCAUCGAGGAUGGCCGCGCCACCGGCGUCGAGAUCGAGCGCGGCGGCACAAUCGAAACGGUGCGCGCCAAUCGCGAGGUGAUCGUUGCGGCCUCUUCGAUCAAUUCGCCCAAGCUUCUGAUGCUGUCGGGCAUCGGGCCGGCAUCGGACCUGAUGAAACUUGGCAUAGAGGUCAUCGCCAACCGGCCGGGCGUCGGCCGAAACCUGCAGGACCAUCUCGAACUCUACAUCCAGAUGGCCGCCAGCCAGCCUGUGACGCUUUACAGAUAUUGGAACCUUGUCGGAAAAGCCUGGGUCGGCGCGCAAUGGCUGUUCACGCGAAGCGGCCCCGGCGCGUCCAACCAGUUCGAGAGCGCCGCCUUCAUCCGCUCCAAGGCCGGCGUCAAAUAUCCCGACAUCCAGUAUCAUUUCCUGCCGAUCGCGGUGCGCUAUGACGGACAGGCCGCCGCCGAAGGGCACGGCUUUCAGGCCCAUGUUGGCCCCAUGCGGUCGGCGUCACGCGGCGCGGUCACCCUGCGCUCCGCCGACCCCCGCGACGCGCCGAAGAUCGUCUUCAACUACAUGUCGAAGUCCGAGGACUGGGCCGACUUCCGCACCUGCAUCCGCCUGACGCGCGAGAUCUUCGCCCAGGAUGCGUUCACGCCCUUCGUCCGGCACGAGAUCCAGCCCGGCGCCGCGGUGCAGAGCGACGACGAGCUCGACGGUUUCAUCCGCGAGCAUGCCGAAAGCGCCUAUCACCCCUGCGGCACCGCCCGGAUGGGCCGCGCCGACGAUCCGCUGGCGGUGGUCGAUCCCGAAUGCCGGGUGAUCGGCGUCGACGGGCUGCGCCUCGCCGAUUCCUCGAUUUUCCCGACCAUUCCGAACGGCAAUCUCAACGCGCCAUCGAUCAUGACCGGCGAAAAGGCAUCGGACCACAUUCUGGGCAAGACGCCGCUUGCGCCCUCCAAUGCCGAACCAUGGAUUCACCCCCACUGGCAGACGAGCCAGCGCUGA